Molecule: messenger RNA, 1934 nt
Organism: Penaeus vannamei (Pacific white shrimp)
Lineage: Eukaryota; Metazoa; Arthropoda; Malacostraca; Decapoda; Penaeidae
Source: RefSeq, a predicted model, not a curated record
CUGGGGACGAGAGCGCGCCACUACCUCUGUCUUGGCGACACAGCCAGGAUCGGCUCGUCGAACGUUUUCCAUAACCUUCGUCCGAGUUUCGUCCUGCUGCACUUGAUUUGCAACUCGUAAAUUGCAUCCGAGGGAUACGGGGCGCCCGAAAUCGUAAAGCUUCCAGGGCGUGCGACGCGACGUGGAAAUAAAGUUCAAUGAAGCAAUGCUGCACGUUUGUUUAGUAUCGUUGUGACUUCAGGAAAAUAAUGGGUGUGGGCUCCUUUGCGAACGUCUUGGCUUGGAGAGGCGUCUCGCACUAGUUUAUGUAUGCUUGUAUACAUAUACUCAUAUAUUUGUGUGUGUGCGUUUGUUUGUGUGCGCGUGCGUGCGUGCGUGUGUGUGUGCGUGCACGACAGGAGUGCAAUGAGCGCCCUUGAAUUCACCGCCUCCCGUGGCAGAUGGGCGGCGCAGGCGGGCAGUGAAGACCUUGCUCCUGCGUCUAGGAGCAUGCCAGGGUCAACAGUACCUGGCAAGUAGGCAUUGCCUACCCGUCUCUUGCCCUUCAGAACGCCUCCCAAGGUUUGGAUUCUUGAUGUUCACGCUCCGAGCGGAGGCGACACCGGAAUAAGUGUUCCGAUGCAUUGAGGGUCACACACAAUGAAGUGAUUGAUGUAGCUACAGGUGGAAGUUGGUCUGCUCGCGUUAGGAUGUCUCUGCCGGCGGUUGCUGCACCUUCGCCCUGGCCACUUAACCUUGCAGUGGGCUGCGUUGCUCGCACCCCUCCUCCCUUGACCCCCGUAUGGCCACCCCUCGGCGGAUGAACAAAAGCACGGGUGUGUAAGGGCAACACUAUGACGGUUUCCACGUAAACACGCUUGCCUGGGGGACAGCACUCGCCUGGACUGGGGUGAUUAUGAUUGCAGGCGGCAGCGGACACAAGUGGGCCGGGGCCGGACACUUCACCAUUGCUCAUUUUAAUAUUGGUUAUAUCUGGUCAUACCACAGUUGAUUCGAACGUUUUUUUGUGUGCUGUUUCUACAGUGCGGGUGGCAGAUGAGAGACGAGCAGUGCUUUCACUUUUUCUGACUAACGCUCACAGACUAUCACCGGCCAGCCGCUGCUCUGUCCCUCGUUAUGGCACAAGUUUAUACCACUAGCGUUUUGACUGAAGCUGCCACCUCCACACUUGUGAAUGAAUCGAUACACAGGGUCCUGCGCUCUACUACCUCAUCGUCUCAGCCACCACCCCACCACCCUUCGAACUCACCCUUCUAACUCACCCUCAGACCUCACCCUCCCAACUCACCCUCAGACCUCACCCUUCUAACUCACCCUCAGACCUCACCCUCUGAACUUACCCUCCGACUCGGCCUUCGAACUCACCCACAACGAGAGUACUACAAACACUCGGGUGAUGUGCGCUUGCGUAGGCCUGCAAUCGUGCACGCAUCCGUAAGCCCACACAAUGCCAUGCGUAGGCCUACAGUUUCAAGAUGAAUCGGUGGUGCAGAGGGACUCAACUCCGGGUGUAAUGUAGUGCGUGAUGAAACGUCGUGUUGAUGAUCUAUCUGGUCGGGGAGAGGCAGUAUCAGGCAUUGUGAGUGCUGGGGGGGUUGCUAGUGGAAUUCCUCAGGGGGGCAGGGGCUCCUGGAGGACCUGGGGGGUUAGUGGGGCGCAAGGGAGCUAUGUUAGAGGACCUACAGUCACUCAACUGGGACCGCGUCCUGGACAGCCGAGUACGCCCGUAGCAAGUGCAGCAGCAGCUGCAGCUGUAGCAGUAGCAGCAGCAGGGACCCCUGUGCCUGGAGUGGUGCCUGUGCCAGCAACAACUGCUGCCCAAGGAGGCACUCCCACUUCCAUUGAACACCAGUCUCACAAUCCUACUCAUCAACCAGGUGAGAAAUCCUAAUCUAUGCAUUUAGAAAGUCAUGUGUGGACUCGCUUCCUGAGGG